Cygnus olor (mute swan) is the source of this 5276-nucleotide messenger RNA. RefSeq names its product solute carrier family 35 member E2A-like. NCBI's taxonomy places the organism in Eukaryota, Metazoa, Chordata, Aves, Anseriformes, Anatidae. Gene Ontology annotation, molecular function: antiporter activity. Gene Ontology annotation, cellular component: Golgi apparatus. The transcript is spliced from 11 exons. The coding region runs from base 772 to 2001 and encodes 409 amino acids. The record is from RefSeq and is a predicted model, not a curated record.
UUUUCUUCCGGGGGCGGCAGGGACGUCACUUCCCCGCCCGUUACCGGCAGCUCCCGGCGGCGGAGCCCUGGCCCCUUGCACUGGAUCGACUCAUUUAUUCUCGCCUUUUUACCCUAAAACCGCCUUGAUUUACUGACUCAGCCCUACCCCGGGCUGCGGGACCGGCCCCGAGGUGCAAGAUGGUGAUCAUUCCAAAGUCCAGAGCUCUUCCAAUCGUGGAUGAAUGAGUGCGAUAAGGAACCAGGGGUGUCACGUGCAACGGUGAUGGUCAGAAACUGCUUUGCUGUAUAAGACACAAUGAGAGCUUCCAACUAAAAGGUAUCUGCUUCAAGUUGAAAAUGGGAGAAGAUGCAAGGAUGAGUGUAAAAUGUGCAGCAUGCUUCUCAUUCUUGUGAGCUGGAAGACUCAAUGUUUGCACGUAAUCCAACAGAAACAGUCUACCAACUACUGCCACGUUUUCAUCUAUUGGUAAACAUCAGCUGCUGGUUGUUCUUAAGGGAGGAUGAUUGAAUUACUUCCAGAUGGAGAACUCUUUCAGCCAAUUUAAGACUUUCCAGUUGAUUUAAGGCAGCAGGUGGAAAAAGUGGAACAAAGCACAUGAAGAAGCAUCUGAAGUUUAUGCAAGAUGUUAUUUGGAGGACCAAAUACGCUUUUAGAGGCCAUUGGAGAUGAAAGAUUAAUCACAUGAUAUUUUUUCCCCUCUAAGUGCUGUUCUGUGCUAAGUCAAUGUUGCUUUGUAUUAAGGACGGAUACUAGUUUGUUAAUGUCAUCAUGUCAACUGCGACAAGUGCUGAGACACCGGAGGAACCUAACCCUCCCCUCCUUGAAGAAAAGCCAAAGGGAAAACCACUAUUUCAUUUGGGUUCACUCUUUGCUAACAGGAGUGAAAAAUUUGUAAUCGCAAGGAGCGAUAGUGUACCAGAGGAGAACGUUCUGAAAAUAACUAUCACAGAGACUACAGUCAUUGAGUCAGACCUGGGCAUCUGGAAUUCUCAUGCUCUCAUCUACCUCACUUUGUGGUUUUUCUUCAGCUUUUGCACUCUUUUUCUUAACAAAUACAUUCUUUCAUUACUGGAAGGAGAGCCCAGCAUGUUAGGUGCUGUUCAAAUGCUUUCAACCACCUUCAUUGGCUGUAUAAAAAUGUUUGUUCCAUGCUGCUUGUACCAGCACAAAACACGCAUCUCUUAUCCACCCAAUUUCAUCAUGAUAAUGCUGUUUGUUGGAUUAAUGAGAUUUGCAACAGUAGUCUUGGGGCUUGUCAGCUUGAAAAAUGUGGCUGUUUCAUUUGCAGAAACAGUUAAAAGCUCUGCACCUAUAUUCACUGUUAUCAUGUCUAGGAUGAUAUUAGGGGAAUACACUGGACUGCUGGUUAAUCUCUCUCUCAUUCCUGUUAUGGGUGGGCUAGCUCUGUGUACAGCUACUGAAAUCAGUUUCAACAUUCUAGGUUUCUCAGCAGCGUUAUCUACUAAUAUCAUGGACUGUUUGCAGAAUGUCUUUUCCAAAAAAUUACUCAGUGGAGACAAAUACAGAUUUUCGGCCCCAGAGCUGCAGUUCUAUACAAGUGCUGCUGCAGUGGUUAUGCUUAUUCCAGCUUGGAUAUUUUUCAUGGAUGUGCCAGUGAUUGGGAAAAGUGGAAGGAGCUUCAGCUACAACCAAGAUGUUGUUGUACUUCUCUUAAUAGAUGGAGUCUUGUUCCACCUGCAAAGUGUUACAGCCUAUGCCUUGAUGGGAAAAAUUUCUCCUGUGACUUUCAGUGUUGCUAGUACUGUGAAGCAUGCACUGUCAAUCUGGCUAAGUAUUAUUGUGUUUGGUAACAAAAUCACAAGCCUUUCAGCCAUUGGGACUGUUCUAGUGACAAUUGGAGUUCUGCUCUAUAACAAGGCAAAGCAGCAUCAGCAGGAAACCAUACAGAGCCUGGCAGCUGCAGCCCCGCAACCCGCACAAAGUACGACUGAAGAUACUGAGCCACUAAUUUCCAAGGAUUUGAAACCGUAUGAUUAAUAUGGUCACUUAUUCUUACAACUUAGUGCAACUCAAAGGAGCUCUUCCUGAAAGCGGUUCUUUCUUCGGCUGUUGAUGCUGAUGUGGUUCCUCUGAAUUCACAGCAGGUCAGACAUGGAACUUGAAGCAGAGAGAAAACAAUGAGAAGAACCCAGUAAGCCUUGAUUUACUGAGAAACUGAAAUACCAGAGGAACUAGUGUCAUGCAAUGUGGUAAAUGUGUUUUUUUUGAUCUUUUUGACUGCAAAUAACACACAAGCCUAUAUUAGAGAAGGAACUUCUGUAUCUUGUAAGAAAAUGAUUCCGUUCUCCUUACCCAUCAAAAUAAUGUGAAAACAUUGCCCCAUCCCUGUAUUAGGCUUGCAGUGAAAUGAAAUUGGUGCAUAACUGAAAUUUCAAGUUGUUGGUUACUGUGUGCUGCAUCUUCCAUUAUUUGUUUGUGUUGUAGAGCUGGAAGGUGAACCUCCCUCUCUUCCCCCCCCCAGUUCCUGUCUCAGCAAAUGACUUAUUUUGGUAUACCUUUAGUUGAAGUAAACUGUAGAAAUAAGUCCGUGCCCCAAAGAACUGAUGAGGAGCUAUUUCCAACUACAAAGCUAGCAAUGAAACAGGAUUUUUCUGCUAAAAUUUAACAUGCAACCAGGAUGCAAUAUUUCCGUAUUUAAAAUACUGAAAUGCAACUGUACAUACUGACACUAUAUAAACAGUGUUGGAAUAAAUAUGUGCAGUUACUUAUGGAUUGCCAAAAUUUCCUUUUUUUUUUCAUAAAGGAGCCAUGAUCUCUCUCUUUCUAUCAGAAACCAUUUUUAUAUGCAUUUUUUUGUUUUAUGUAUUUUUAUGAGGAUUUUUUUAACAUUGCUUCUAAGACUGCAGACUGCAACAAAAAUGCUGCCUUUCAGAAACUCGGGGUUAUUACCCUAUGUGCAAGGUAUUUCUGUCAUUUCUGGUUGUGUAAAGAAUCUUGGAGGUAUCUGUGACAAAGGUAACUAAAGGGGACCAUAAACUGAGGCUGAUAACGAGUUCUUUUUUGGAGAAGUUCGGUUUCAUGGUUGAUCAACAAUUAAAAGCUAACUUUUGUCUUUCCUUUAAAAUAAUCUUAAAUAUCAGUAAUUUUUAUUUUUUUGAAAAAAACACAUGUACCUACAAAAGCCUUCAAGUGGACUUUUUGAUAAUAAAACUAAACUAACAAAUUGAGCUGAUUUUUCAAUAGUUGCCUCUGUUCUAAAAGAUAGCUUGGCAUUAAAAGUUUAGAUAGUAGUCUUUAUGGUAAAAAAAAUAACUAUUAUUUCUAAUAGGAAGUCACAAGUAGAGUUCUUGCAAAACUGAAGCUUGUGCUUACGUUUCCAAUGUGAGGUAUUCUGUUAGUUUGAGUGAACCAUUCCUGUGGAGGCCAAAAACGUGUUUGCAAGGCAGGCAAUCUAAAGAAGCCUGUCUUUUUGGCUCUGUUUGAAUAGCGUGUGCUUGUGUCUUCUGCUUGCUUCAGGUUAUGUUCCUGUACAUGACUGGGUGCCUGAGGUACAUACCCUGAAGAUUUGAGUGGGAGGGAAGUGCCAUUUUUUCAUCGUUGUAUGAUGUCUGAUUUUUUGUCAUUGUUUGUAUCACUUGCAAAAAGCUGUGGACUGUGAGGUGGAGAUCUGUUUUUCAGGUGUUUUUGUUAUGCUUUCAAGAAUCUCUGUAUUUAGCAGAAAACAGUCUGUUUUGUAUCAUGUUUUUACUCUUGUGGGAGUACAAAAAUGUAAAUGGCUUUCUGGUUGUCUAACUCAGUUGUCAGGUAAUGCCCUUCAUCAACUGAGCCUCGUGUUAGAAGCUAGCAGACUUUUGCAUCUUAUAUUAUUUCAUAGUAGUGGAAAACUUGUGAAACCCCAGCUGGGAGGACUUUAGAACUUGUAAUUUCUAACACAGCUGGGUUUAUUAGUGGCUGUUUUAGCCCUGCCUGUUUGGUGGCAGCAUGAUAAUUCAGUUUUACUGGGGGGGGGGGUGUUUUCCAGUGUUUCUCUUGUGUACUUUUAUAUGCAGAGUUCUCGACCUUUAUUUUUAUUGGACUACGUAAACCAGUCUUAUUUACUGUCCACUUGUAAAACAGACCUUUUCUUUCCCCAGUCACAUUAGUGACUCUUAGCAGUUCCUCCUGUUUGGUAAAAAGGACCAUUUUUUUUCCAUGUUGAGAAUCCGUUAGUGUUAUGCCUGAGCUCUGCCUUUUAAAUGCUUCCUCUGAUGGCAGUCAUACUGCCCAAUUUCUUUUGGAAGUUCCUCUCCAGUAACACUCUACGAUCCUACUGGCAUUUAGCACAGCCACAUUCCUGAUUCUUGUGCACUAAUCAAGACAAGCUCCAUGACCAAGAGUUAUAUGGAUUAUUUGUUUUACGUUUGCCAAGUAUGUUCUUGUAGCAACAGCACACCUUCCUUAAUACGAUGCUUUAAACUGUUGUGCAAAGGGUAGGAGAUAUUUUGUUAUAUCAGUCUUUAAUUUCACACGUCCUCUAAUAAAACAAGAGGAGUUGACUACUUUGCACAGAAGCUCUUGGAUUCUGGUCAUUGUCUGGGUUAAAAGGCAGACCUUUGAGAUGUAUAAAACUUCAACAACAGUUUUCUAAUUAGUCUUUCCCUUGGAAACCAUGGAAAACUUCAAGUUUCCAAGAACAAAAACAUAUCCACAAAGUAGUGGAAGAACAUCUGUGCAUCACAUUGGAUAUAGGACUCUGUUUCUGGAACGCCAUGCAACUCUCAGCAUCUAAAUACCUAAUUAAUUAAAUAUGACUGUAGGUAAUGAGCAGGAUUGCUGCAGAUUUUACAAACAGUAACAUUAGGCUUGUAUUAUUUCAGCAUUUAGGUUCUGGGGAGAGGAUGUGUCACUUUUCAAAAAACAAAAUAAAGAAACAAGGUGAAAUUCUGUUUCUUCAGGCCUGCAGUGUUGAGCUAACACAAGUGCUUGUUGCAGAACGUACAGAGUGUGAGAUGCUACCUGCAGUGGUUUAUGGUCCUUAAAUGACAUUAUUUCCUAGCUCAAAAGAUAGACAAUAAAGAAGCUGUAUAUAGUAUUUCCUGAGAUGUGAUGUAUUGUAAUCUCUCUUUACGGUUAAGUUCCUUAACCAUGUUAAUGUAAGUGUUUCAAGUUCUAGCUGUGUACAGUCUUAAAUGGGGAACUGAUUAGGAACUGCCCUUGUCACACUGGAUUGCUGUAAAUUCUCCUCGUAUGAGUUCUGUUGCCAUUAUGUGAUUUGUUUAAGUGAUCUUUGGAAUCAUGCCUUACUCGAAGGAACAAUAAAAUUGAUUUUUUUG